UGGCUUCCUGCUUUUAUGUUUCUGAUGCGAGUAUGGUCGCCGUGCCAGACCAGUGAUAUCAAUACUACCUCACUGUAACAGUUUGUCGGCACAAUUAAUGCCUCCUCGAUACGAAUAGUCAUAGCCUACAUAUGCUAUAAAUACUUGAAACGUCGGAGUGGACUGCUUGCAAUAACCUGAGUGUCUACAGUUUGACUGGGUUCCCACUGCUCUGGGAGCAUAUCUGAUGGGGUUUGGGGAGGACCUGUGGUGUCCCCAGGCCAACGCGGCCCUGAUGCGGCUACAGGACUCGGAGCUGCGUCUGAUGGAGGUGAUGAAGAAGUGGAUGAGCCAGCGGUCCAAGAGCGACCGGGAGUUCUCUGUUCAGCUGCACCAGAUGGCUGCCAUGGUUGAGAAACUGGAGGGGCCCCAGCCUGGGGGAGGACCGGACUACAUCAGCCAGCUCAGUCAGUCGUGGAGUGUGCUGGUGGCUCAGACGGAGAGUUUGAGUCGUGUGAUGCGGCGGCAGUCUGAGGACCUGCAGGUUGGGCCUCUCAGCAAACUGACCCUGCUGAUCAGAGACAAGCAGCAGCUCAGGAAGACCUACGCAGAGCAGUGGAGCCAGCUCAGCCAGGAGCUCAGCAGGGUGACCCAGACGGAGCUGGAGAGGCUGAAGGCCAGCUAUAGACAGCUGGUGAGGGAUGCAGCGCAGGCAAAGAGGAAGUACCAGGAGGCCAGUAAAGAUAAAGAACGUGAGCGUGCGAGGGAGCGCUAUGUGAAGGCUACUCUGAGGCUCCAUGAGCUUCAUAAUGAGUAUGUGCUGUCAGUCAGAGCAGCCCAGGUGUACCAUCAGCACCACUACAGCCAGGCCCAACCUGCCCUGCUCAUGGCACUACAGAGCCUACAGCAGGAGAUGGUACUCGUACUGAAGGAGAUCCUGCAGGAGUACUAUGACAUAUCCAGUAUGCUCCAACAGGAGGUGGUAUCUGUCCACGAGGAGAUGUCUGCUGCUUUGAUGGCCAUAGAGCCACACAGAGAGUAUGAGAGCUUCAUCCAACAGAACAGGUCUGUAGGGGAGGUUCCGGUGUGUGUAGAGUUUGACUCUGGUCUUCUGGAGAACACAGAUCGACUAAAGACUGGAGAGCUGGAACUAAAUGAGCUUACAGUGGAGGGGAUCCAGCACAGGUUGACUGCAGUGGAAGAGGAACUGCUGUCUCUGGCUGGUAAUGUGGUUUCCCAACAGGCCUCAGUCAACCAGCUGGAGUUGGAGCUGGAGGCAGAGGAAGAGGGCAUCAAACGGGGUCAGAGGGUUUACCAGUUCAGUAAGAGGCAUGCGCUGGAGGAGAGCCGACAGCAGGUGAUGCUGUCCCUGGGAGCUAGAACCAGGCUGGAGGCCCAGAGGUUGCUGCUGAAGGGGAAGCUGGAAUGGCUGGGAUCCAGUGAACCCCCACCUGCCCUGGGGCUGGAAGAGGACCGUAUCUCCCUCUCCUCCAUCACCUCUAGUGAGAGGGACGGCCUCAGAAACCUCAGUGUGGACGGCAUCAUAAGCCAUUUUAGCGGCCUGUUCAAACCCAAAUACACGGUGCCCCCUGCCCUGUCCCCAGUCCCAGAGGUAGAGCGCCCCCUGGAGCAGCAGAACUGGUACCACGGAGUCAUCCCCAGGCUGGAAGUCCAGGAGCUGCUGAGGUGUGAUGGAGACUUCCUGGUCAGACAGAGUCAGGGCAAACAGGAGUAUGUCCUCUCUGUCCACUGGGCUGGCUCUUGCAGGCACUUCCUUAUCCAGAGCACAGAUAAUAUGUACCGCCUGGAUGGAGAGGGAUUCCACACCGUUCCCAUGCUGAUGAACCACCUGGUCUCGUCACACCAACAUGUCACCAAGAGGUCUGACAUUGUCCUGAAGAGACCUGUCCUAAAGGACAAGUGGGUUCUGGAACACGAUGAUGUCAUCCUGGGGCAGAGCAUUGGCCGGGGUAACUUUGGGGAGGUGUACAGUGGUCGUCUGCUUUCUGACAACACCCCUGUAGCUGUGAAAGCCUGCAGAGAGAACCUGGCCCCAGAACACAAGAACAGGUUCCUUAUGGAGGCCAGGAUCCUGAAGCAGUAUGACCAUCCUAACAUAGUGAAGCUGAUUGGUGUCUGCACACAGAAACAACCCAUCUAUAUCAUUAUGGAGCUGGUACAAGGGGGAGACUUCCUGUCCUUCCUGCGCAGUGAAGGUCACAACCUGAAGUCAAAUAUGCUGGUGAAAAUGGCAGAGAAUGUGGCAUCUGGCAUGGAGUAUCUGGAGAGCAAGAAAUGCAUCCACCGGGACCUAGCAGCCCGUAACUGUCUGGUGGGAGAACAGAGCAGGGUGAAGAUCAGUGACUUUGGGAUGUCUCGCGAGCAGCAGGACGGGGUCUACUCUGCCGCGGGGGGCCUCAAACAGAUCCCUGUCAAAUGGACGGCCCCCGAAGCCCUCAACUACGGGAGGUACACCACGGAGAGUGACGUGUGGAGUUUUGGAGUUCUCCUAUGGGAGAUAUUCUCCAGGGGAGUCACCCCUUACACCAGCAUGUCCAACCAGCAGACACGGGACGAGGUGGAGAAAGGAUACCGGAUGCUAGCCCCAAACUCCUGUCCUCCAGAUGUGUAUGCCAUUAUGUGUCGCUGCUGGCAGUACGACACCAGGAACCGGCCGUCCUUCAGCAAACUCAGGACCGAACUCAGUGCUUUAUACCACAAAGUGUCCUUACUCAAGUGACUUGUUUGAUUCUCUUUUACCUUUUUAUAUGGAGCAAAUGUUGCCUUUAUUUAAUAUACAUUGAUUAUAGAGAACCAGUUGCUAUGUGAUCUUGAUUUUACCAUAUUUAAGUAGUGAUAAUGCGCCAGGCUGUGAGACCACAGGUAAUGUAAAUACACAGGACAUGUAAAUACACAGGACAUGUGUGUAUUGAAAACAUUGGUACCAUAUUCUACAAAGUAGAAUAUUCUAUAUCUGUUGAAUGUUGCUAUUGUUUGCUGUAUUACAUUACUGUAAAUGUACAAAUUGAAUGUUCCUAUUAUAUCAGCUUUAAAGAGUUGAUGGGAUCUUUUUCUCUCUUGUCUUUUUUAAUAUACACUGAACAAAAAUUUGAACGCAAUAUGUAAAGUGUUGGUCUCAUUUUUUAUGAGCUGAAAUAAAAGAUCCCAGAAUUUGUCCAUAA
Salvelinus namaycush (lake trout) is the source of this 3161-nucleotide messenger RNA. RefSeq names its product tyrosine-protein kinase Fes/Fps-like. The transcript is spliced from 19 exons. Bases 227 to 2719 code for a protein of 830 amino acids. Gene Ontology annotation, molecular function: non-membrane spanning protein tyrosine kinase activity; ATP binding. The record is from RefSeq and is a predicted model, not a curated record. Gene Ontology annotation, biological process: cell adhesion; regulation of mast cell degranulation; chemotaxis. NCBI's taxonomy places the organism in Eukaryota, Metazoa, Chordata, Actinopteri, Salmoniformes, Salmonidae.